AAGUUACCAUAUCAGAGAUUUCGAUAAGAUGUUAAUCAUGUAGUUGUUGAAAGUUGUCCAAUUAACAAGUUGUGUUGAGUAAUGAUAAACAGAAGCACAGGCAUUUCUGAAUAACGUGCGUUCAAAGACAAGCAAUUCAAUGCUGCACCCAGAUACAUCUCCGCGCAUUUGUAUUAUCAAAUUUGUGGACCGGAUUCGUAAUCGACAAGUGCGAUUGAUCGAUGCACUGUGCGCAACGGUGUGCGACAAUAUUCGUGAUGAAAGCAGCAGUUGGAUGACAGUACUUUAAACAAACUCGAAGAGUAUCAUUUUCUUCCCAUUUCCUUGGUUAUACAAAUUCAUUAGCAAUUGGAGAAAUCUAAAUAGAUUUUCGAUGGCGUUUUGAAUAAUUCAACCACGUCAUCCGGUUGAUAAAAUUCGCAUACUUUUCAGCACGGAAUAGUGUGCAGUGCUGUGGCAAAGCAAUUCCGAAUAAGAUGACAUGAAGGAAAUGAACACAUUUUUAUGAAUAGAAGAAAGACAAACCAUGGUUUUAAUGAACCAUGGUUAAGAUAGAGGGUGUACUAAUUGUGAAAACAGAUGCACAUGUAAGCUGAAGAAAUUAAAAGGCUACAAAUAAACGCACGUUUUAUUAAAUACAAAUACAAAAUGGAUGAGUGUAUGUUAAACGAUUUAUUGGAAUGUUCGGUGUGCUUAGAAAGGCUGGAUACUUCUAGCAAAGUAUUACCUUGUCAGCACACUUUCUGUAAAAAAUGUUUAGAAGAAAUUGUUAGUACGCACAGAGAACUACGCUGCCCUGAAUGUAGAGUGCUGGUCGAUGUUAAAGUAGACGACUUGCCACCAAAUGUAUUGCUUAUGCGUAUUCUGGAAGGAAUGCGCAAUGCUGCGCCUAAGAAUAUAAAAACUGUUAUUCGAAAUAAUCCAGGUCCGCAGCGGCUAUUUGGUGGUCAUCAAGUUGCUCCAGCACCUAUUGUAACCGCAAAUAUCACAUCUGUUACGCACACUAACGAAGUAGUACGUCAUGCUAAUGCAGCAGCUAAGCAGGUACAUUUACACAAUCAGACAUAUAGUCGAGCCAUAUAUGAUUAUGUGUCCAAAGUACCUGGCGAUUUAAGUUUUAAGAAGGGUGAUAUUGUUAUCCUCCAUAGAAAAAUUGAUAAUAAUUGGUAUUAUGGAGAAUGUGGUACUAUUCAUGGUGUUUUUCCACUAUCCUAUGUGCAGGUGAUGACUCCACUGACACCACAUGUACCACAAUGUAAAGCUUUAUAUGAUUUUAGAAUGACCAAUGACGACGAAGAUGGUUGUCUUACUUUUAAUAAGGGAGAAGUGAUUAGCGUUAUUAGAAGGGUAGAUGAAAAUUGGGCGGAAGGAAAACUUUUAGAUAGAAUAGGCAUUUUUCCUUUAGCCUUUGUAGAACUUAAUAGCGUUGCUAGAGCUUUAAUGAAGUUGUCAACAAAUGUACAACCAGGUCCUUCACGAAUAGCACCACCUACUCCUACCAACGAAGAAACUACUCCUUUGAUACCAACCGAUCACUCACGUAACAUUCAAACAACGAGCCAACCUCAUUCACAGAUAACACAGACCACAGCAUUGCCAGUAUCAGAUUCUAGCUCAACUGUAUCUUCUGGAGGUAGUUCUACUACAACUACUCCAAACACACCUAAUAGUUCGAGUACUUCCAGUAGUUCUAGUACUGCUCCUAGCAGUCCUAGCAGUCCUGCUACUUCUCCCUCAGCAGUUGGAAACAGACACAAUGUCAAGCGUCAUAGUUUUACUGCUAUGAAUACUGGUCAUCAUGCACAUUCCCAUCAUCGACAUAGUGCUGAAAUACUUAGUCCAGCUAUAGACAGUGGCCUUAACAGUGGAAACAAUAGUUCUGCCAAUGAAUCCUCAUCUGUACAGGCAUUAGGUAAUAGCGUAGAUCAAAGUUUCCGACAUAGACGAAGUGGUAGCAGUGAUUUAGUUCUUGCUCAACCAUCCCAAAAUUUAUCCAGUAAUUCUAAUAAUGGUACUCAUUUACCAGCUGCUUAUGUAGCUUUAUAUCCAUAUAAACCACAAAAAGCAGAUGAACUUGAGUUAAGGAAAGGGGGAAUUUAUAUGGUAACAGAACGUUGUCAAGAUGGUUGGUUUAAAGGAACAUCCAAUCGUACACAAAAAUGUGGAGUUUUUCCUGGAAAUUAUGUCACACCAGCAAAGUGCCAGCGUGGUUUAUGCAGAGGAACAUCAAAUACUACACAACAUCAAAACUCUCCAUUGACAAUUGGUCAGAGCAAUAAUGAAUCACGAUUAACUGUUACAUAUACCAAAAACAAAGGACCUGCACCUCAACCUUACAAUAUAAGAACAUUACCACCACCUGCAUUACCACCUCGUGCUAUUAAUCCAGUUCCACCUGUAUCGUCUUCACGACUCAAUCAAAAUCAAGGCAUAACACAAGAUAAUAGUCCUCCCAGACACAAUGAACAAACCUCUGUUAUAACGCCGUUAGGUCGUAGUCAUAGUGCAGUGAUGACAUCAAAUUUACCUUCCCCCGGUAAACAAGUAUUGUUGCAACCUGCUUUGACAACAUCAACAACACCUGCUAUUAGCAGUAUAACCAAUAACAACGGUACAGGUAUAAGUGCUACUGUUGCUGCUAUUUCUGCUGUACCCGACAGAAGCAAAAGUCCAAAUAAUACUUUGCAUACAGCUAGUGUCUCUACUCCUACUUCAAGUACUGCUCCAACUUCAAAUAAAACUGGUGAAAAGCCAAAGGAGAAAAAAGAUAAAUGUGUUUCAUUAAUGCGUCGUCUAACUAAUAUAAAAAAAUCUAAAUCACCCCCGCCUGCUACUUAUUCAAUGGAUAAUCCUGUAUUUGAGGAUGGUAAUGCCGUGAAUACAAUGCAUGUUAGAUCGGGAUCUUGUCCAAGUCAGUUGCUACAGGUGGCACCCACGCAGGAAUUAAAUGCUUCGAACAGCCUUCAUCGCAUGUACCCAGGCUCUGUGCAAGGGCACGUCACGUCCUCACAGAGACUAAAAUUCAAGGAGAGACCCUCUUUACAGGUCUCAGUUUUUGAGAGAUCGAACGAUACAAGUGGAGUAGUAAUGUCUAUGCCAAUUGCCGGUAAUCAUCAUCGUAAAAGUAAUUCUUUGGAUACUGGUAUAGGUAAACAAGUGAAACAGCAACCUUCGCGUGAACGUGACCGAAUAUAUAGAUUUCGUUGUAUAGUACCGUAUCCACCUAAUAGCGAAUUUGAAUUAGAACUACGAGAAGGUGACAUCAUUUAUGUUCAUAAAAAACGGGAUGAUGGAUGGUACAAAGGGACACAAGAACGUACCGGACGUACCGGCCUUUUUCCAGCAAGUUUUGUAGAAGCUUUCUGAGAACCAGCUCAAGGUAGAUUAGUAUUGGAGACGUGUAUAUAACAAGCGUGGUAUAAUACUGUAAAAAGAUACUAAUAAGUCAUGACAAAUGUAAGAAUUAACAAAUCAUUUCUUAAUGAACUUUCGGUAUCGCAUAAAAAAUAAUACUGCAAUUAAGAUAUGCAUGAUCAGAAUGUUCAAGGUAUAUAUAUUAUCCGAAUAUUAUACACUAGACUAGUAAAAUGUGCUUACAAUUUAUAUACUAUUUAUACCAGAGAGGGGACAGAAUAAUGUAAAUAAAUACGCUGAUACUUCAAACAUAUACUGCCAUUAAUAACAUAGUAAGUACAGGAAUGACUAGGUAAUAAAAUACAUUUUGUGCAAUUUUUAUACUGCCACUUAUAAGUGACUAUUGUAAAGACUUUUUGUUAUUCUUCUUUUAAUGCUUUUUUAUUUCAUUUGCAAUAAGGCUGCAAUUAUAACAAAUGCAAAUACGUAGUGUCUCAACUAAAUGAGAUCACUAAAUAUUUCCUUUGUUUUUAAUUGUAUAAAAAGAUUUCAAAGGAAAUAGUAAUAUUGAAAAAAAAAAAAUAUAUAUAU
Molecule: messenger RNA, 3945 nt
Organism: Polistes dominula (European paper wasp)
Lineage: Eukaryota; Metazoa; Arthropoda; Insecta; Hymenoptera; Vespidae
Gene: POSH
Product: SH3 domain containing ring finger posh
Molecular function (GO): protein binding; metal ion binding
Source: RefSeq, a predicted model, not a curated record